AGUGACAGUACGGGGGAGUGGGAAGAUGGCGGCGUCGCGUCGCUCUCAGCAUCAUCACCACCAUCAUCAGCAACAGCUCCAGCCCGCCCCAGGGGCUUCGGCUCCGCCACCGCCACCUCCCCCGCCGCUCAGCCCGGGCUUGGCCCCGGGACCCACCCCUGCCUCGCCUACGGCCGGCGGCCUGGCGCCCUUCGCCUCCCCGCGGCACGGCCUGGCGCUGCCGGAGGGGGAUGGCAGCCGGGACCCGCCCGACAGGCCGCGAUCUCCCGACCCGGUGGACGGCGCCGUCUGCACCGUGGCUGCUCCGGCCGCGGUCCCGGCAGCUUCCGCCGCCGUCGGGGUCGCUCCCACCCCAGCCGGCGGCGGCGGCGGCGGCGGGAACAACUCCGCGUCGUCCGCUUCUUCCCCGACUUCGUCUUCGUCUUCCUCCCCGUCCUCCCCUGGCUCGAGCUUAGCGGAGAGUCCCGAGGCGGCCGGAGUUGGCUCCACGGCAACUUUGGGAGCCGGGGCGGCGGGCCUCGGCCCGGGGGUCCCAGCCGUGAGUGGGGCCCUGCGGGAGCUGCUCGAGGCCUGUCGGAAUGGGGACGUGUCCCGGGUGAAGAGGUUGGUGGACGCCGCGAACGUGAAUGCCAAGGACAUGGCCGGCCGAAAGUCUUCUCCCCUGCACUUCGCAGCAGGUUUUGGAAGGAAGGAUGUUGUAGAACACUUGCUGCAGAUGGGUGCUAAUGUCCACGCCCGUGAUGACGGGGGUCUCAUCCCACUUCAUAAUGCCUGCUCUUUCGGCCAUGCUGAGGUUGUGAGUCUGUUACUGUGUCAAGGAGCAGAUCCGAAUGCCAGAGAUAACUGGAACUAUACACCACUGCAUGAAGCUGCCAUUAAAGGGAAAAUUGAUGUCUGUAUUGUGCUGCUGCAGCACGGAGCCGAUCCAAACAUCCGGAACACCGAUGGGAAAUCAGCUCUGGACCUGGCAGAUCCUUCAGCAAAAGCUGUCCUCACAGGUGAAUACAAAAAAGACGAACUCCUAGAAGCUGCUAGGAGUGGUAAUGAAGAAAAACUAAUGGCUUUACUGACUCCUCUAAAUGUGAAUUGCCAUGCAAGUGAUGGACGAAAGUCUACUCCGUUACACCUGGCAGCAGGCUACAACAGAGUUCGGAUAGUUCAGCUGCUUCUACAGCAUGGUGCUGAUGUCCACGCGAAAGACAAAGGUGGACUUGUACCUCUUCAUAAUGCAUGCUCAUACGGACACUAUGAGGUCACAGAACUGCUGCUAAAGCAUGGAGCUUGUGUCAACGCUAUGGAUCUGUGGCAGUUCACACCGCUGCAUGAAGCUGCUUCAAAGAACCGGGUAGAAGUCUGUUCUCUGUUACUUAGUCACGGUGCCGAUCCAACCUUGGUCAAUUGCCAUGGCAAAAGUGCUGUCGACAUGGCUCCAACUCCUGAGCUCCGGGAAAGACUGACAUAUGAAUUUAAAGGCCAUUCUUUACUCCAAGCCGCCAGAGAAGCAGACCUGGCCAAAGUUAAAAAAACGCUUGCUUUGGAAAUCAUUAACUUCAAGCAGCCACAGUCUCAUGAAACUGCAUUGCACUGUGCUGUGGCCUCCUUGCAUCCCAAACGAAAGCAGGUGGCAGAGCUGUUACUGAGGAAGGGAGCCAACGUCAACGAAAAGAACAAGGAUUUCAUGACCCCUCUGCAUGUUGCAGCUGAAAGAGCUCAUAAUGAUGUCAUGGAAGUUCUGCAUAAGCACGGAGCAAAGAUGAAUGCACUGGAUAGUCUUGGUCAGACUGCUUUGCACAGAGCUGCCUUAGCGGGCCACCUGCAGACCUGCCGCCUCCUGCUGAGUUAUGGCUCUGAUCCUUCCAUCAUCUCCCUGCAAGGCUUCACGGCAGCGCAGAUGGGGAAUGAAGCAGUGCAACAGAUUCUGAGCGAGAGUACUCCUAUGCGCACUUCGGACGUGGACUAUCGUCUCUUAGAGGCAUCGAAAGCUGGUGACUUGGAAACUGUGAAGCAACUCUGCAGCCCGCAGAAUGUGAACUGCAGAGACCUGGAGGGCCGGCACUCUACACCCUUACACUUCGCUGCAGGCUAUAACCGUGUGUCUGUCGUUGAGUACCUUCUACAUCAUGGAGCUGAUGUCCAUGCCAAAGACAAAGGUGGCUUGGUUCCCCUUCACAAUGCCUGCUCCUAUGGACACUAUGAGGUCGCCGAGCUCUUGGUGAGGCACGGGGCUUCAGUCAAUGUGGCCGACCUGUGGAAAUUCACCCCUCUCCAUGAAGCGGCAGCCAAGGGAAAAUACGAAAUCUGCAAACUCCUUCUAAAACAUGGAGCAGAUCCAACUAAGAAGAACAGAGAUGGAAAUACACCCCUAGAUCUGGUCAAAGAAGGAGACACGGAUAUUCAGGACCUGCUGAGGGGCGAUGCUGCCCUGUUGGAUGCUGCCAAGAAGGGCUGCCUAGCCAGAGUGCAGAAGCUUUGUACUCCAGAGAAUAUCAACUGCCGAGACACCCAGGGCAGAAAUUCAACCCCUCUCCACCUGGCAGCAGGCUACAAUAACCUGGAAGUAGCUGAGUACCUUCUAGAGCACGGGGCUGAUGUCAAUGCCCAGGACAAAGGAGGGCUAAUCCCACUUCACAACGCUGCGUCUUAUGGGCAUGUUGACAUAGCAGCGUUACUGAUAAAAUACAACACGUGUGUAAACGCAACGGAUAAGUGGGCCUUUACUCCCCUUCACGAAGCUGCCCAGAAAGGAAGGACGCAGUUAUGUGCCCUGCUCCUAGCACAUGGCGCAGACCCAACCAUGAAGAACCAGGAAGGUCAGACACCUUUAGAUCUGGCGACGGCUGAUGACAUCCGGGCUCUGCUGAUAGAUGCCAUGCCCCCUGAGGCCUUACCUACCUGUUUUAAACCUCAGGCAACUGUAGUUAGUGCCUCUCUGAUCUCACCAGCGUCCACCCCCUCCUGCCUCUCUGCUGCCAGCAGCAUAGAUAACCUCACUGGCCCGUUAACGGAUCUGGCUGUAGGAGGGGCCUCCAAUGCAGGGGAUGGCGCUGCGGGUGCAGAAAGGAAGGAAGGAGAAGUUGCGGGUCUUGACAUGAACAUCAGCCAGUUCCUUAAGAGCCUUGGCCUUGAGCACCUGAGGGACAUUUUUGAAACAGAGCAGAUUACGCUAGAUGUGUUGGCUGAUAUGGGUCAUGAAGAAUUGAAAGAAAUAGGCAUCAAUGCAUAUGGACACCGCCACAAGUUGAUCAAGGGUGUUGAAAGACUUUUAGGUGGACAACAAGGAACCAAUCCAUAUUUGACUUUUCACUGUGUGAAUCAGGGAACUAUUUUGCUAGAUCUUGCUCCAGAAGAUAAAGAAUAUCAAUCAGUAGAAGAAGAGAUGCAGAGCACUAUUCGAGAGCACAGAGACGGUGGGAACGCUGGCGGCAUCUUCAACAGAUACAACGUCAUUCGAAUUCAGAAAGUUGUGAAUAAGAAGCUGAGGGAGCGAUUCUGCCACAGACAAAAGGAGGUGUCUGAGGAGAACCACAACCAUCACAAUGAGCGCAUGCUGUUCCACGGUUCUCCUUUCAUUAAUGCAAUUAUUCAUAAAGGGUUUGAUGAGCGACAUGCGUACAUUGGAGGGAUGUUUGGAGCUGGAAUUUACUUUGCUGAAAACUCCUCAAAAAGCAAUCAGUAUGUUUAUGGAAUUGGAGGAGGAACAGGCUGUCCCACACACAAAGACAGAUCAUGUUAUAUAUGUCACAGACAAAUGCUUUUCUGUAGAGUGACCCUUGGAAAGUCCUUCCUGCAAUUCAGCACCAUGAAAAUGGCCCAUGCACCCCCAGGCCAUCACUCAGUCAUCGGUAGACCAAGUGUCAAUGGGCUGGCAUAUGCUGAAUAUGUCAUCUACAGAGGGGAACAGGCAUAUCCAGAAUAUCUCAUCACCUACCAGAUCAUGAAGCCAGAAGCCCCUUCACAGACCGCAACGGCAGCAGAGCAGAAGACCUAGUGACCACCCCUGGUAAAGGCCAGAGUGAUUCAAACCUGCAACUGGAGUACAGUGGAUUGCUUCCAACAAAAAAUCAAUAUUCUCUAAAUCCCAACAGCCAAGAAAUAAGCUGUCUUUUAUAAAGCAUUGCUAGAGUGACAGUGCAGAGUGGGUCCCAAGCACACUCACCUGCCCUGGUCCCUUUGAGGAAAUGGCUGCCGGGCGGUCUUGAACAUGUCUCAGGCCAUUUUCAUUGCAGUUACCCAUUUCUGAAGCAAGAUGCUUUGCUCGAGAUGUAGAGAUGGGAAAGAGAAUGUGCUGGCUCACACGUUCUUGGUUCAUACACUACAUUUUCUUGGUUAUGUUUGGCACAUGAAUAACAGACACAUGUGGUGUGCUCAUUUUUUAAUUUUGCCAAGCAUAUUUGUUGAUGCUUCUUGUUGUCGUUGUUACUUUGAAAAUGAGCCAGUCUUCCUGGAAUAUUUUGCACAGAGUCACACUGACUAAAAUCAUUAGCAAUGCAGCCGAGCAAGACACUGUUCCCAUGUCCCUGUUGUUUGAUUUUGUAUCUCUGCUUCUUGUGAACAUAAAGGAAAAUCAGCAAUAUUUAGUUUCCUUUUAUAAACUGCCCUAUCUUUCCAUCUUAAAAGGAAGGGCACAAACGUCUCUUUGACCUAAAGAGCCAGAGCCGGGUGGACCAUUUGCUCUCUGCUGUCCUCAGGGCUCUUGGGACCAUGCUGCAGAUGUCAAAAGUGUCAGGGAAAGGUUUAAUGGAGGUGGUUAGAAAUUUGCUUCCCUGGUGGAAUGGCUAGAGAGCCGGGAGGGAGGAGCCCAGGGCUCUGGCUGCAGCCAGCGAACCCAGGAUGUCUCAGCCAACGCUUCCCUCUCUGCACCUCCAGAAUUGUUUCCUGGCAUUAUCUGUAAUUCCAGAGUCAGGGUCCCAGCAUUCUCCUCUCCUCUCCUCUCCUCUCCUUGUAGAUUAGAAAGCCAGGAUUCAAGCCGUACUGAUAAAUAUGCACAAUUGCAAGGACGUUUUGUUUACUCCUGAUCUGGCCUUUAUUUUGAGUAGUAUUCAUCAAAUACUUUAGAAAGAUCCCUUCUCUCUGUUUUUGAACCAUUUCUUCAAAGUUCUUAAUAUAGUUAGACAAAGAAAACAGAAGUUGAAACCAAAGGCAGUUUGACCUAUUUUUUUAGACGCCACUGAUAGAGAAACAUUUCUUUGUGAAAGUGCUGCUUGUAAUGGCAUUCGCCAAGUGCACGCCACCGAGCAGAGCCACCCCACUUUGCAGAGCCACGCUUCCUUCUGUCCCCUGUGGACCUUAACUGAGUACUGAAUUAAAUGCAUUGCUCUGUAUAGGUUCUGCUCAGCUCUGAAGCAGAAGUCACAUAAACAGAGGGAAGCUAUGUGACACACUUAAUCAUUUCAAUUGGAAGGCUGAAAACAGUUCUUUUGACUUUUUUUUUAAUGCAAGCAUAUUAAAACUGUGACUGUCUUUGUUUCUCUGGUUCUUGAAAUACACAUUUCUCUCUUUAUUUAUUAAAUUUUUGUUAGCUUGAGCCCAGUGCUAGGACUAGGCAUCCAGUCUAGUGUGAAUGAAUAUUAUAGUUAUAUCUUGAAUGAGUUCCUCAAAAUGAAGUCAAGAAUUAGCCUCAGUUUUCACUUUUGUUGAAGUUUCAAUGGCCUGAGCUGGGUGCUUGUGGAUUUGGCUGCGUGUUUAAUAGCAACUCGACUACCAUACAGAGCUUCAGAAUGGGAUGUUGGCUCGAGAGCUCUUCCCCUUCCCUCUCUUUUCCUUUCUGUUAACAAAGGGUUGAAGAAAUGGGCAUCUGUAUAGUUUUAGUAGCUAUAAUAUUUGGCCCAACUGAAAUUAGUUUAACAUGCUAAACACGGCUGUGAUUUUAAUUUAGUAACGAGCUACUGUGGUAUAGUAAAACAAACUGAACCGUGAACCUCCAUCCCACAGCUGGAUUAACCUGGCCCUUACCUUGAGGAGUCUACCUUGGUUCCCUCAACCACCAGGGCUGUGGCUCAUGUUCUGAGCUGAGUAGAGACAAUGUGUAAGGAAGCCUGCUGUAGUGCUAGUGGUCUCGUGGUGACCCACCUAUGACAAAAUGCACAUGAACGAGCUGUUUAAAAAGAACAAGUCCUGGAAAAAAAAUUAAAAAUAAAUGGUCCAUAGAGCUAAUAGAUAUUUUCAGAACUUGAAAACCAAAGGUAUCAGGAGUGUAUUCAAGUUGGCAAAAAGGUGGUUGCUUAGGAUUUCCUUGUACAGCAGCAUAGACUGUAGAAGAGCCCUCUGGACUAGACAAGCCUGGCAUUCGGCUGACAGCUGUUUACCUUCUUGUAUGUGCAUUAUGUAGAACUCCUGGCAGGUGUGGAACCAACUCCUGCUUCCCAACAGAGCUGCAGAGAGAAGGCAGGUGGCUCCAAGCUCUUCUUCAAGGCCUUUCCCAGAGACCCCACAGUGCCACUUUAC
Molecule: messenger RNA, 6444 nt
Organism: Mus musculus (house mouse)
Lineage: Eukaryota; Metazoa; Chordata; Mammalia; Rodentia; Muridae
Gene: Tnks
Product: tankyrase, TRF1-interacting ankyrin-related ADP-ribose polymerase
Exons: 27
Coding region: 26-3988 (1320 amino acids)
Biological process (GO): protein localization to chromosome, telomeric region; protein auto-ADP-ribosylation; positive regulation of telomere maintenance via telomere lengthening
Cellular component (GO): Golgi membrane; Golgi apparatus; nuclear pore
Molecular function (GO): NAD+-protein-aspartate ADP-ribosyltransferase activity; NAD+-protein-glutamate ADP-ribosyltransferase activity; NAD+-protein mono-ADP-ribosyltransferase activity
Source: RefSeq, marked validated